AUGGAUUCCGAUGAGCCCACGUAUUGGCCGUAUGAGCCGCCUGGUCAAUCCGAACGUGAUUCCUCUGAACCCGACUACGAAGGAACACCGGAGUUAUGUGAUGGAGAAUUGUCUGUGAAAAGAGGCCCAAGUCCUUCUUGGCUCGAUGGUUGGGAUGACUUUCAGUGCGGCUCAAACAAUGUUCAUUCCAGCUCAGGUGUCACCAUUGCACUCAGGCUACUACGAGAGAUAUCUGGCAUGAGUUGGAAGGAAUGGGAGGCUACAAUGGGUGCUCCUGAAGAGGGUUCUCCUUCAAGUUAUGUCACGCCGGAAGACAUGGAGCGACUACUGGAGCGGGGAGAGCUUCUGGAAGAAAUUCGACGACAAGUCAUAAACUGCCUUUCUGAACGUGAUACAGCUCUACGACAUGCUAACGCCACCCGAUACGAGCUCUCAAAACUCCGCCAGGAUGUGGUUGGAGUUGGCGAAGCUCUGUUACAGGCGGCGGGUGAGACGAACCAUCCGAAUUUCCAGAAGAAUUUGCAGAAAGUUGCGAGGGAGUUGAUUCAACAUGGAAUCAAGGGCUCGAAGGACAGGGAACAUUUCGAGUUGAAAGCGCGCCGACUCAAACCAUAUCCGCUACAAUCUCUUCAGCAUGCCAUCGAUGCUUACCCUACACUUGUAUCGAAACUGGAUUAA
Lentinula edodes (shiitake mushroom) is the source of this 678-nucleotide messenger RNA. RefSeq lists its product as uncharacterized. The record is from RefSeq and is a predicted model, not a curated record. The transcript has 3 exons. Lineage: Eukaryota; Fungi; Basidiomycota; Agaricomycetes; Agaricales; Omphalotaceae. The coding region runs from base 1 to 678 and encodes 225 amino acids.